This is a messenger RNA of Argiope bruennichi, 982 nucleotides long. RefSeq lists its product as uncharacterized. The transcript has 5 exons. NCBI's taxonomy places the organism in Eukaryota, Metazoa, Arthropoda, Arachnida, Araneae, Araneidae. The coding region runs from base 73 to 774 and encodes 233 amino acids. The record is from RefSeq and is a predicted model, not a curated record.
AUCGCAUCAGUCCCCUAUUCAUUCUUCUGCUACUUCGAUUACCACGUGUUUUCGGUAUCUGUUCGCGACUGAAUGGGUGUUGCGGUUAUUUUAUUACUCACCGUCUUGCUCAUUGCGAUAGUUGGUACUGAAAGCUGUUCAACAAGCGAAUUGGAACGCUGCUUGGUAGUUCUGCAGUCAGUAUCAGAAAGUGACGACUUGGCCCUCGCCACAUCGAAACAGGAGCUCCAAUUAGUAUGCAGGAAAUUACAGAAAGGGGUCAAAUGCAUUGAUGACCACAGCUCACGUUGCUUUAAUUCUGCGCAACUGCGAGUAUAUGAUUCUGUAGUGUCAGAAUCUAGACAAGUUAUAGAAGAUAUCUGUGUAGAUGGAGAGCUGCAAAGAGAUUACCUGGCGCAUGCUCCAUGCUUCAAAAAUAUAUCAACGGAUUCCAAAAAGUGUGCGCCCAAAUAUCGGAAGAUGGUGAUUUUAUCGCAGGAAUUGAAAGAAGAGGACAAAGAUUCUGCUUUGAAAUCGGUUUGUUGCGCAUUAAGGGAUUUUACUCUGUGCAAGCAUGAGUAUGCCAUUCGAGAUUGUGGUCCAGGAGCCAUCCAGUUUCUUCAGCGACACAUGGAGCGGAUGUCAGGUUCUCUCAUCAAUGAACACUGUGUGUUGUACACUUAUGGGGCGGGCUCUUGCUCUUCUCAUUUACGCAAUUCCAGAGUUCCUUCUAAAUCCAGCACUCAUUGGCUUCUUCUAUUGAUUAUUGUUAUCGGGGUUCUGUACAUUUCGUAAAUUUUCUUUCGAUUUCUUGAAUCUGUAAACGGGAUCAGGAAACAUGGCCUCUCGCAAUUCAUCUCUAACACAUUUGGAUACAAAUUCUACAUAAUAGGAAUCGGAUAAGCUAGUGAUGAGUAAACUGCGGUUUCUUCAGGUUAAUUAGAAAUUUAAUUAGGUUAAUUAGAAAUUUAAAUUAAUAUUAUAAUCAGCAUAUAUUAUUUCG